This is a messenger RNA of Cervus elaphus (red deer), 2222 nucleotides long. RefSeq lists its product as uncharacterized. The coding region runs from base 1 to 783 and encodes 260 amino acids. The record is from RefSeq and is a predicted model, not a curated record. The transcript has 3 exons. NCBI's taxonomy places the organism in Eukaryota, Metazoa, Chordata, Mammalia, Artiodactyla, Cervidae.
AUGGCGGCGGCGGCGGCGGGCGGCCUCGCGCGGGCGGGCGGGCGGCGGCGGGGCGGGGCGGCGCCAGCUGACGUACGCGGGCCGGCGGAAGGGGCGGAAGAGGCGGUGCUGCGAACUGAGGGGCCGGUAACCAGAAGAGGGGCCGGUGCCCGGCGGCCCAGGACUCGGACUCCGGCUCCGAACUUCGGUCCCAGCCCUGGCAGAGUCCGCGAGGCCCAGCCCAGGGAAAGGAGCUCUCGGGUCCAAGCGACGCAGCUGUGCCUGCGCGAGUUCCCAGGAGGUGUCGGGGCGGUAGCUUCAUCUCGUCCCCUUCCUGGUCUCCCAGAGCUGGUCACCGAGGACCACAUCCCCGGCUCCAGGAUCUGGUCACCCCGGGACGGCCUUGUCCCCGGAAGCCGGUCAGGCAGCCUUGUCCCCGUCCACGAUCGGAGCCGGUCACCUCACGGAGGCCGCGUUCGGACCUACGGAUCUGGUUACCCUGAAAGAAGCCUCAUCCCGGAAGUCAGUCACCCUAAGGAAGCCCCAUCUUCUUCCCCGGGUCCCGUUAUUCCGAAGAGGCCCUGUUUCGUCCCCAAGGACCGGUCACCCAGAGGAGGCCCUUUCCUGUCCCUGUGCCCGGUCACCCCCGAGAAGGCCUUAUUCUCGGGAGUCGGCCACCUGAGGAGUCCCAAGUUCCAUCCCCAGGAGCUGGUCACCCUGAGGAGGCCCCAACCCAAUCUUGGGAUCUCGUCAACUCGAGGAGGCAGCGUUCGUUUUGAGAGCCAGUCAUCUGAGAAGGCCUAAUGCCUGGGGUCUGAUCACCCCAAAGAGAUCCCGUCCUGGUCCCACAGGGCCAGUCUUCCCAAGGUGGGACCAGUGCCCUGGCCGAGGCGGCUGCAGAGAAAUCUCUGUAGACGAGCAGGCCCAGACAGCAGGUGCAGAGCAAGUGGAGCCUGCACCCACGCAGGUUCCAAGAAGCCUCCAUACUUUCUUGUCCCCAAAAAGGCAAGUUGAGUUUUUUCAUUUCUUAUAACUUCACCUCAAAUAUUGGCCAGUAUGAUAUAUACAUAAGUAAAAUGCUCUUAGUAUUUUGAUAAGUGUGUUUAAUUUUUUAAAAAACAGACUUUAGCAAGUUAAGCCACUUAAUUCAUACACGAAGUUAGUGAUGAAGCCAGGAUCAUGCGUUAUUUAGAAAUAGUCAUUUAAAGCCACAUUGAAUACUGACACCCAAAAUAUUCAAAUUUCCUUCUAUAAUCCACUGUAGGCUCACACAUUUAGGAGUAGUAGUUUUAAUCAGUCAUUGUAAUUGAAUCUAUAGCACUGUGCCCCAUAUUUACUCUUCCAUGUUCUAUUUUUGUUUCUUUUAUUUUUUUAUUAUUAUUAUUUUUCGCUUGUUUUUGUUUCUUUUAAAUGGGCUUGCUUUUAAAUACUUUGGUGCCAGUGUCUGGGGUUCUGAGAAUUAAUUUAUUUUCACUUUAAGGCAGUGUAAAGGACUAAGGUUCUUUAAAACUGCUUUUUUGCCUUUAAUGAUGUGGAUUUAAAGUCCUGUUCUCUUCAGAAGUAUGGAUUCAUUUUCUCUUUCAAGUAUAUGUUGUAGUUUUAAAUUGUACAUCAAUGGGAAAGCAUAAGUGAAUUUCAUUAAGUGCAGAUUUCUCAGGCUUUUCAAGCAUAAAAGGAGUUUCCAAAUGUUUGGCUGACAAACAUUUGAUACAAUCAAUUGGUUACCACCUCAGCUGAAGAAUUGGUUACCAUUGCUAUACUCAUUGAUUACUAAUUUUCCCUUUCCUAACUCACAACAAUCAGGAGUUUUUUGGUGUCCAUUCUUUCUAAAAUCUGUAAAGAAUUGCCUGUGUCCCCUCUCCACCACUGUGGAAAUACACAGAGGCCUUCCUAGCGCUUCCUGGGUAUCCAAGACCUCUUGCUCUCCGCAUCAGCCAUUACCGACACAAGAGACUCAGGCAUCAGUCUUCCUUGACUCCCACCCUCUCUUUUGGGAGCUGCUAAAGAGUAAGUAGACAAACAUCCACAGGGAUACUUUGGAAGACAACACUCAGCUGGGCAUAUAUUUUCUCGUUUGAAUAGAAGAACUUUACAGUCAUCCCUUACCUAUUGCCUUAUGAAAUCUUAAAGUUUUGUUUAUUUAUUUUUGCCACAUUGCACAAUAUGCAGGAUCUUAGUUCAUUGACCAGAGAUUAAACCCAUGGCCCCUGCAAUGGAAGAUUGGAGUCCUAACCACUGGACCA